CCUUCCGGGCUUAGUUCUCGUCUCUAGCCCCGCCCCAGGGCCUCGCCCCGCUCCAGCUUCGCCUUCUGGGCUAGGUCCUGGUCUCCAGCCCCGCCUCCGAUCCUCACCCCACCCCAGCCACGCCUUCCGGACUUGGUCCUCGUCUCUAGCUGCGCCCCUGAGCUUCGCCUCACUCCGGCCCCGCCUUCCGGACUUGGUCUUAGUUCCCAGUUGCGGCCAAAUCACGCCUCAGCCACGUCCCGCAAGCCUCUCACUGCCUCAGCCACGCUUUCCAGGCUGGUUUCUGGUCCCCAUCCGCGGCUGGUCCGGCCCUGGGACCGAAUCACUUCCCAGCGAGAGGAAACUCAAAUUUCUCGACCCGCUACGGGAAGGUCGCGGCCGCCGCCCUGUCAGCCGCCUCGGCGCCCCCAGGAGGACCCCUCGGGUCUCUUUAACCGGAAGCGGAAGUGCGUGUCGGCGGGAUCAUGGCGACUUUGGUGGAACUGCCGGACUCGGUCCUGCUCGAGAUCUUCUCAUACCUCCCGGUACGGGACCGGAUCCGCAUCUCCAGGGUCUGUCACCGCUGGAAGAGGUUGGUGGACGACCGGUGGCUGUGGCGACAUGUCGACCUGACGCUCUACACGGCCCUAUGAUGCCAAGUAGAGAAAUCCAGCAAUAAAAGGCAGAUAUGCGACCUAAAGUCAUGUGGCACCUCCUUAGAAGGUACAUGGCAUCCCGGCUCCAUUCCCUGCGGAUGGGUGGCUACCUGUUCUCUGGCUCCCAGGCCCCCCAGUUGUCCCCUGCUCUGUUGAGAGCCCUGGGCCAGAAGUGCCCCAACCUGAAGCGCCUCUGCCUGCACGUGGCCGACCUGAGCAUGGUGCCCAUCACCAGCCUGCCCAGCACCCUGAGGACCCUGGAGCUACACAGCUGCGAGAUCUCCAUGGCCUGGCUCCACAAGCAGCAGGACCCCACCGUGCUGCCCCUGCUCGAAUGCAUCGUGCUGGACCGCGUCCCUGCCUUCCGUGACGAGCACCUGCAGGGCCUGACGCGCUUCCGGGCCUUGCGCUCGCUGGUGCUGGGUGGCACCUACCGUGUGACCGAGACAGGGCUGGAUGCUGGCCUGCAGGAGCUCAGCUAUCUGCAGAGGCUCGAGGUGCUGGGCUGCACCCUGUCUGCCGACAGCACCCUGCUGGCCAUCAGCCGCCACCUCCGAGAUGUGCGCAAGAUCCGGCUGACCGUGAGGGGCCUCUCUGCCCCUGGCCUGGCUGUCCUGGAGGGAAUGCCGGCCCUGGAGAGUCUGUGCCUGCAGGGUCCCCUCGUCACCCCGGAAAUGCCCUCCCCCACUGAAAUCCUCUCCUCCUGCCUCACUAUGCCCAAGCUCAGAGUCCUUGAGCUGCAGGGGCUGGGGUGGGAGGGUCAGGAGGCAGAGAAGAUCCUGAGUAAGGGGCUGCCCCACUGUAUGGUCAUCGUCAGGGCUUGCCCCAAGGAGUCUAUGGACUGGUGGAUGUAACUACUCCACCUGCCCCUGGGACCCAUCCCAGUUUUCAUCGUUGAGCCCCAGACCCUCUGAGCAGCACCUUGAAGAGGGCAGAUAAUCAGACUUGAGGAAACUGAAAGCCCCAGGUUGCGAGAACAGAGGCCUAGGGCCCUCCAGACCUUUGGAAUCACUGUUUGCCAGCUAUGUGGCCUUGGUCAUAUCAUCAGCCUCUGGGAAGCCUAGUUCCCACAUCUGGAAAUAAGGAUGAUCAUAGCUACCUCAUGGUUACAUUGCAAAGCCUUACUCUAAAAGCUCCCAGCCUCCAGAGGCUCUCAAUGAAGAGUCACCUUCAUGGUCGUCCUCAGGAACCGGACGGAUGAAGAAGGGGUGGGGUUAAGACUUAGGGGCACCCGAGGGUCUGAGCCCCCUUAUGAGUACCCAAGAAGGACUGUCUAUGCAUGCACACCCACAAGCCUAUACACCAUUUAUAUACCUACACACACGCAAGAGACGCGGAGAGAUAGGCAAUGCAGACUCGCGAUUCAAUGAUCGAUAUGCUCAUAAAAGUUCUCAAUUAUAUUUUCUGUAUUUUGUAUGCUGUAUUUUCCAAGACGUAUAUUAUUUUGCUAUUAAAGAAAAAAAUCAUUUUUUUUUUUCCCGAGAA
Molecule: messenger RNA, 2120 nt
Organism: Nomascus leucogenys (northern white-cheeked gibbon)
Lineage: Eukaryota; Metazoa; Chordata; Mammalia; Primates; Hylobatidae
Gene: FBXL12
Product: F-box and leucine rich repeat protein 12
Exons: 4
Coding region: 668-1489 (273 amino acids)
Biological process (GO): positive regulation of protein ubiquitination; SCF-dependent proteasomal ubiquitin-dependent protein catabolic process
Cellular component (GO): SCF ubiquitin ligase complex
Molecular function (GO): protein binding
Source: RefSeq, a predicted model, not a curated record